Solea senegalensis (Senegalese sole) is the source of this 2006-nucleotide messenger RNA. RefSeq names its product G protein-coupled receptor 61-like (gene gpr61l). The record is from RefSeq and is a predicted model, not a curated record. Lineage: Eukaryota; Metazoa; Chordata; Actinopteri; Pleuronectiformes; Soleidae. Bases 208 to 1500 code for a protein of 430 amino acids. The transcript has 2 exons. Gene Ontology annotation, molecular function: G protein-coupled receptor activity. Gene Ontology annotation, cellular component: plasma membrane; endosome; signaling receptor complex. Gene Ontology annotation, biological process: G protein-coupled receptor signaling pathway.
UCACCAUGGAACCAGCGAUCAGUGAUUUUUAAUGAGACACAUGCAUGUGAUGUGCAACAGGAACUGGACACCUGGAGAUUUUCAAACUUCAUACGACGAGUUGCCUGGAUCUUUACCUGUCUAGACAGAGAGGACGUAUAUGGACUGUACGAUACAUCCAAACAUGAAGAGAUCUGAGAAACAAAUGGAGGAAGCUGUGAGUGAAUAAUGGCCGACAAGACUGUUCCCAUGCUCGCCUCACCGCCAAACCAAUCCAUUCCAAAUCUCACCACCGCCCUAUGGGAGCUCAAUCCCACCGUGCCUGCCAAUGUGAACGUCGUCACAAGCUCCCAGUCACAGAUCAAGGACCUUUUCGGGUUGCUCUGCAUGGUGACCCUUAACCUCAUCGCCUUGUUGGCCAACACCGGUGUGAUGGUGGCCAUCGCUCGAGCGCCUCAUGUGAAGAGGUUUGCGUUUGUGUGUCACCUGUGUGCGGUGGACCUGGUGUGUGCCAUCCUCCUCAUGCCUCUGGGGAUCAUAUCCAGCUCGCCGCUCUUUGGCACCGUGGUGUUCACUGUUCUCGAGUGUCAGGUUUACAUCUUUCUUAACGUCUUCCUCAUCUGCAUGUCCAUUCUCACCAUCACAGCCAUCAGUGUGGAGCGUUACUUCUAUAUCGUGCACCCGAUGCGCUACGAAGUCAAGAUGACCAUCAACCUCGCUGUUGGUGUGAUGCUCCUCAUUUGGUUCAAGUCUCUUCUCGUGGCUCUGGUGACGCUGUUCGGGUGGCCGGCUUAUGGACACCAGAGCUCCAUCGCGGCGGCUCAUUGUUCUCUACACGCAAGCCACAGUCGUCUGAGAAGCGUAUUUGCUGUGCUCUUCAUUAUGGUUUGUUUCCUGGUUCCUGUAGCGGUUAUCUUCGCUGUUUAUUGUGCCGUCUACAAAGUAGCACGCACUGCAGCCCUGCAGCAAGUCCCCGCUGUGCCAACAUGGGCAAAUACGACCCCUGCUAAGGAUCGCUCAGACUCCAUCAACAGCCAGACCACCAUGAUCUCCACCGCCCGCUGUCUGCCCCAAAGACUAUCCCCAGAGAGGGCCUUCAGCGGAGGCAAGGCUGCACUUACUUUGGUGUUCAUCGUGGGCCAGUUUUUGGUCUGUUGGUUACCCUUCUUUAUCUUCCACCUACAAAUGUCCAUGACAGGCUCCAUGCAUAGCCCCGGGGACUUGGAGGAGGCUGUCACCUGGCUGGCUUACUCCUCUUUUGCGGUGAAUCCGUUCUUCUACGGCAUGUUGAACAGACAGAUCCGAGAGGAGCUGGUGAAGUUUCGACGCUGCUGCUUGACCCAGCCUGUGGAGUUUGGGGCAUCCAGUCACGAGGGCUCCCUUCAGGAGAACUUCCUGCAGUUCAUUCACAGAACUAGCAGCACGCCUGAAACCCACUCCAGCUGUGCCAACUCCAGCCCCAGAAACACCUUAGGCCAGAAGAUAAAUAUUCCCGGACAAAUACCAAAGGAACAUCCUUAAGCGCUGACCAACACGAGCUAUGGACUGUGAUGCUAACACAUUAUGCCAAGUCACUUUUAUUUAAGGAUAUAUAUUGGCAUUUCACAUCUCUACUAACAAGCCUUUGAAAGGAUUAUUAGCCUCCUUCACAGUUCGUCUGUUCCCUGUCAGUACUGAACUUGUAUGGAUUCCUUUCCCCAUCACUUAUACAUUGAAAUUGCCUGAAGAAGUGGCCUUUAUUGACAAGAAGAACCAUUACUGUGACCAAUAAUCUGUACAUGUCAGUGUGGUUUUAAUACAGACCUAAAAAACAUUGCCUUUAAUUACAUUCCGCACACCCAGUGCCGUUUACCGUUUAAUAGUUAUAAAAGUGUGUCGUUUAGCAAUGUAUUUAUUUGAAUUAGAGUUUAUUUAAUAGAGGCACAAAUGCAAUAACAUUGAGAACUGCACAGCAAUUGUGAGAUGUGAUGUAUGUACAGCAAUUUGUAUUAUUGUUUUUGUAUAAAUGUUUUAUAAAUGUGUAAAUG